AUGGCGCAACUAGCGCAUCUGCAAAAUCCACUGUUCCAUCCAUUCCUCCUUGUCUUCCAAAUCUGGCAGUGGUUCGUUGAUAAAAUCCUCUCGCCCUCUCCUCCGGAGCCAGGAACGCAACUCAGCCGGCCGAAGAUCGCUAUCAUUGGCGCUGGAAUCACUGGUGUUUCCUCGGCAGCUCACUGCGUUGGCCAUGGCUUCGAUGUGCUCAUCUUCGAGGCUGGCGGCGAGAAGAACCUCGGCGGCAUCUGGAGCAAGGUCAACGAUACCUCGAGCCUACAGAUUCACUCUAUGAUGUUUCGGUUCCAUCCUUCCAUCCAGUGGAACAACGGCUACCCUGACCGACAGCAGAUUGUCAGCCAGGUCAGACAACUUUGGGAGCGCUAUGGGUUAGACACGAAGACAAAAUUCGGCACCAAGGUCGAGAAGGUCUACAAGAACGACAAGGGCCGUUGGAUCGUCAAUAAUCCUGCGAAUGGACAAUUCGACGGCGUCAUCGCAGCCGUCGGCACCUGUGGAGACCCAAAGAUGCCGCAUAUGGAAGGCAUCGAGCAGUUCAAGAACCCCGUAUACCACUCGAGCCAGUUGACCGGCGUGGACGUCAAAGACAAGACGAUGAUCGUCAUUGGUGGUGGCGCCAGUGCUGUGGAAGCACUCGAGUACGCCUCGGAAGAAGGGGCUUCCAAGAUCUACAUCCUAUCCCGCAGCGACAAGUGGAUCAUUCCUCGCAACUUCAUCGUCGACAUAUUGCUAUCUCUGAACGUCUUCGGCCAAGAGACCAUAUUCUCCUGGAUUCCCGAGACGCUAUUGAAGAAAUUCUUCUACAGAGAUCUCCAGGAUAUCGCACCUAAUGACAAGGGCAUCUUCACGGACACCCCAAUGGUCAAUUCCGAUGUUAUGGAUAAGCUGCGAUCUGGAGAGGCCGAGUGGGUUCGAUGUGAUAUCGAAUCCUUCCACGACGGGGGCAUCACCGUUAACAGACGUGCCAAGGGUGUUCCCAAAGGCGGACCAGGCCGUCACGUCGACAUCAGUGGAGAUAUGGUGGUUCUGGCCACGGGCUACAAAAGGCCUUCCUUAGAUUUCCUCCCUGACGACUCAUUUGGAGAGCCGUAUGGCCCUCCGAACUGGUACCUCCAAACCUUCCCUUCGCGGCAUCCAUCCAUCUCGGCCAUCAACUGCACCUAUCUUGCGGCAAUUGGCACAGUCGGCAAUUGGCACAUUGGUAUCUAUACGCGGAUCCUGCUCAUGUUCCUCGUUGACCCCCUUACCCGACCUUCCCCUUUCUGGAUGGAGCGCUGGAUUGACAUGACCAGGGUGCUGAAGGCGUUCGCGCCAACUGGGGCCUUUGAUUUCUUUACGUACCUCGAGCUGAUCUGGUGGUUUACCUUCUGCGUCACCAUCAACCCAUUCCGUUGGAAGUGGGCUUUAUUCGUCUUCUUCGGCCUCGAGUUCGCGCUCCCUAAGCGGAUCGUACAAGCCGAGGAGCAUAUCCGCAAUGGUGCAAAGGUCAACGGCAACGAAGGCGAGGGCAGAGACGUCGGUCGGAGUUUCUAG
Messenger RNA from Anthostomella pinea, 1554 nucleotides. The record is from the annotation of a GenBank genome assembly. Lineage: Eukaryota; Fungi; Ascomycota; Sordariomycetes; Xylariales; Xylariaceae.